Protobothrops mucrosquamatus (brown spotted pit viper) is the source of this 525-nucleotide messenger RNA. RefSeq names its product 26S proteasome regulatory subunit 4-like. Gene Ontology annotation, molecular function: proteasome-activating activity. The record is from RefSeq and is a predicted model, not a curated record. Lineage: Eukaryota; Metazoa; Chordata; Lepidosauria; Squamata; Viperidae. Gene Ontology annotation, biological process: proteasome-mediated ubiquitin-dependent protein catabolic process. Gene Ontology annotation, cellular component: proteasome regulatory particle, base subcomplex. The transcript has 4 exons. The annotation marks the transcript as partial.
AAAAAGAAGAAAUAUGAACCCCCAGUUCCAACCCGAGUGGGGAAAAAGAAGAAGAAAACAAAGGGACCAGAUGCUGCCAGCAAACUUCCACUGGUCACUCCUCAUACUCAAUGCAGACUCAAAUUAUUGAAGCUGGAAAGAAUUAAGGAUUAUCUUCUGAUGGAGGAAGAGUUCAUUAGAAACCAGGAACAGAUGAAACCUUUGGAAGAAAAGCAAGAGGAAGAGAGGUCAAAGGUGGAUGAUCUGAGAGGGACUCCUAUGUCUGUAGGGACCUUGGAAGAAAUAAUUGAUGAUAAUCAUGCUAUUGUGUCCACAUCAGUAGGAUCAGAACACUAUGUCAGUAUUCUUUCUUUUGUAGACAAGGAUUUGCUAGAGCCAGGAUGUUCAGUUCUACUUAAUCAUAAGGUCCAUGCUGUGAUUGGUGUCUUGAUGGAUGACACGGAUCCUUUAGUUACAGUGAUGAAAGUGGAAAAAGCUCCACAAGAGACAUAUGCAGAUAUUGGAGGCCUGGAUAACCAAAUUCAA